AUGGCCACAAAACAGAUCAACAUGGGAGUUCUCGCUCUUCAAGGUGCCUUUCUCGAGCACAUCAACAUGCUCACUGGAAUUCCCGAGGUUACAUCUGUCAUUACCGUCAGAACUGCUGAGGAACUUAACUCGGUCGAUGCUCUUAUUAUUCCCGGUGGUGAGUCUACCGCUAUGGCUUUGAUUGCCGAGCGUUGCAACAUGCUUGAACCUCUGCGUGCCUUUGUCCGUGCAAAGCCCACCUGGGGUACCUGUGCUGGCAUGAUCAUGCUUGCUGACGAGGCCACUGGUGCAAAGAAGGGUGGUCAACAAUUGCUGGGUGGUCUCGACAUUUGCGUGAACCGUAACCAGUUUGGCACCCAAAAGGAAUCUUUUGAGACCAUGCUUCAUCUUCCCGAGAUCUUGGGUGAAGAGCUCUUUAGCGCAGUCUUCAUUCGUGCCCCUGUUAUUUCCCAGAUCAAAUCCGACAAGGUCAAGGUUGUCGGCCGCCUCGAGCGCCAGAUUGGAGAAACCAAGGCAGAGACAAUUGUUGCCGUCCGUCAGGAACACCUUUUUGCCACCGCAUUCCACCCUGAACUUACACGAGACAACAGACUCCAUCAGUUCUUUGUAUCCAUGGCCCUUACUUACAAGCAGUAG
Molecule: messenger RNA, 636 nt
Organism: Phycomyces blakesleeanus NRRL 1555(-)
Lineage: Eukaryota; Fungi; Mucoromycota; Mucoromycetes; Mucorales; Phycomycetaceae
Exons: 2
Coding region: 1-636 (211 amino acids)
Biological process (GO): pyridoxine metabolic process; pyridoxal 5'-phosphate biosynthetic process
Cellular component (GO): cytosol; glutaminase complex
Molecular function (GO): glutaminase activity
Source: RefSeq, a predicted model, not a curated record